CUGAAUCCGGGACACGCGCCGGUGCCGCCGCUGCUGCUACUGCUGCUGCUUCGCGAGGGACGCGCAGGAUGUCCGGGAUCGCGCUCAGCCGCCUGGCGCAGGAGAGGAAGGCCUGGAGGAAGGACCACCCCUUCGGCUUUGUGGCCGUCCCCACCAAGAACCCCGACGGUACCAUGAACCUCAUGAACUGGGAGUGCGCCAUCCCAGGGAAGAAAGGGACACCGUGGGAAGGAGGUUUGUUCAAGCUGCGGAUGCUCUUCAAGGAUGACUAUCCCUCUUCCCCGCCGAAAUGCAAAUUUGAGCCGCCUUUAUUCCACCCAAAUGUCUACCCUUCAGGCACCGUGUGUCUGUCCAUCCUAGAAGAGGAUAAGGAUUGGAGGCCUGCCAUCACAAUUAAACAGAUCUUGUUAGGCAUCCAAGAGCUCCUAAAUGAACCAAAUAUCCAAGACCCAGCUCAAGCAGAGGCUUACACAAUCUACUGCCAAAACAGAGUGGAAUACGAAAAGAGGGUCCGAGCACAAGCCAAGAAGUUUGCACCGUCAUAAGCUCCCAUCGCCGCCGUCGCCCAGCAUCUUUCAAGGAAGGGAUUUAAUUGGCAAGAACUUGUUUACAAAACUUUUGCAAAUCUAAUGUCGCUAUGUCCCACCAUUAAUAGUCACUUAGGGGAGGGGGUUGUCUGUGUGCCAUUUUCCAUAUCUGCCACUUGUAUACAGUUCUAAAUUGGCUGAAUUGCCCCCCGUUUUUCAUACAGGGUCUCUUCCUUCAGUCUUUUGUAUUUUUGAUUGUUAUGUAAAACUUGCUUUUAUUUUAAUAUUGAUGUCAGUAUUUCAACUGCUGUAAAACUAUAAACUUUUAUACUUCUAUAAAUUCACUAGUAUCUCUAGUUUCUUUGCUCUCUGAUGCAGGCAUGCGUUAAACUGUCUAGAAGACUAUUUUGCCUCGACUUGGCUGUAAGAAUAAAAGAAGCCCUCCGCCCCCUUUUUGUCUUUUCUCAGUAAGAAAUUAGGUUGUUGUUGCUUCAAAGCCUUGGAUCCAAAGUCAGCCAGCAUCUGGAUUCUGCAUCACUUCCUUUGUGUUUAUGGCGUUUUGUCUGUGUUGCUGUUUAGAGUAAAUAAACUGUUUCUAUAAA
Messenger RNA from Anolis carolinensis (green anole), 1129 nucleotides. It is a transcript of the gene ube2i, whose product is annotated as ubiquitin conjugating enzyme E2 I. Gene Ontology annotation, cellular component: nucleus. Gene Ontology annotation, biological process: protein sumoylation. Bases 69 to 545 code for a protein of 158 amino acids. The record is from RefSeq and is a predicted model, not a curated record. Gene Ontology annotation, molecular function: SUMO conjugating enzyme activity. Lineage: Eukaryota; Metazoa; Chordata; Lepidosauria; Squamata; Anolidae. The transcript is spliced from 7 exons.